Messenger RNA from Cercocebus atys (sooty mangabey), 4040 nucleotides. RefSeq names its product protein phosphatase 2, regulatory subunit B, alpha (gene PPP2R2A). Gene Ontology annotation, cellular component: protein phosphatase type 2A complex; cytosol. Gene Ontology annotation, biological process: peptidyl-serine dephosphorylation. The record is from RefSeq and is a predicted model, not a curated record. Gene Ontology annotation, molecular function: protein binding; protein phosphatase regulator activity. The transcript is spliced from 11 exons. Lineage: Eukaryota; Metazoa; Chordata; Mammalia; Primates; Cercopithecidae. The coding region runs from base 1419 to 2285 and encodes 288 amino acids.
UUUGUCCCUUCCGCUCGGGAGCCUGGUGGAUCCUCUCCCACCUCCCCACCUCGCCCCUCACCUUUAUUUUUUUUUUCCUGCAGGUCUUCAUUUAAUUUGUAUUUUUCCCCCUGCUGCAAGUCUUCUUGGGUGUAUAUACACGUUUAUUUUGCACCGAGAAGAGCGCUUUACAAGUUAAAAUACAAUGGGGGCAUAUGUGUAUUUUUUCCCCCACUGUGGAUGCCAGUAUUUUUGAGACUGGAAGCCUAAAUUUUUUGUUUCGAACCAUUUCGUUUCCAUUUCUUCCCUCUUACCGCCGAAGAGUGCAAGGCCUUUCAUGUACAGCAAGUUGCAUGAAAAUAAUUUAAACUUUCCGUUUAGUAUGUUAGCUUUUUUGCAGAUGUCCUUUUCCCAAAAGGGUUUGGUAGAGUUAGUUAAAAUAGUUGCGGAGUUCAGAGAUAUAAAUAGCAAGGAGGAGAGAGAUUUAGGUAGAAGCUUUGAAAGGGAGGGGAAAGGAUGUAGAGAGAAAAUCAGUUUAGGAAUAAAUUUAGCAAGGAAUAGGGGUGAUGGGGGAGAGAGAGGUAAUGUAAUUGCUUUGAGAAUUCUUUUUGUACAUGUUGGUGUUGCUAAAUCUUUUCCUUCAUGUAGUAGAAUCAACUCCGGAUUUAGAUUCAGUUUCUUUCUCCCUAGAGCCCCAGGACAUUUUCACCAUUUCGACCUCAGGACUUGCACGUGAAAUAGAAACAUUCUGCGAUGAGACCAGUUUUCCGUGCUAUAUUAUAUUCAUUAUUUAGAUGAUUAAACCUUUUGAAAAAGUUAACGUGUCGGAUUGACUUAAGGAGCUGGAGGAGGGAAUGAUAUUCAGUGGUGUUUUUCUCAGGUGAAAGGAGCAGUAGAUGAUGAUGUAGCAGAAGUAGGAUAUGGUUCCCUUCCAUUUUAUGCAAACAGGAUAUCAGAUUAUCCAGGAACAAGUUACAAAGAAGGGAAAUGGUUCCAGUACACGUCUUUGGAAGUUACCUUGUGGACCCUGAGAAUGUGUUACAGCAGAUAUAAUUUCUACAGUAGAAUUUAAUCAUUCUGGAGAAUUACUAGCAACAGGAGAUAAAGGUGGUAGAGUCGUCAUCUUUCAACAGGAGCAGGAGAACAAAAUCCAGUCUCAUAGCAGAGGAGAAUAUAAUGUUUACAGCACCUUCCAGAGCCAUGAACCAGAGUUUGACUACUUGAAAAGUUUAGAAAUAGAAGAAAAGAUCAACAAAAUUAGGUGGUUACCCCAGAAAAAUGCUGCUCAGUUUUUAUUGUCUACCAAUGAUAAAACAAUAAAAUUAUGGAAAAUCAGUGAAAGGGACAAAAGACCAGAAGGGUAUAACCUGAAAGAGGAAGAUGGAAGGUAUAGAGAUCCUACUACAGUUACUACACUACGAGUGCCAGUCUUUAGGCCUAUGGAUCUAAUGGUUGAGGCCAGUCCACGAAGAAUAUUUGCCAAUGCUCAUACAUAUCACAUCAACUCAAUUUCUAUUAAUAGUGAUUAUGAAACAUAUUUAUCUGCAGAUGAUUUGCGGAUUAAUCUUUGGCAUCUGGAAAUUACAGACAGGAGUUUUAACAUUGUGGAUAUCAAGCCUGCCAAUAUGGAAGAGCUGACAGAGGUGAUUACAGCAGCAGAAUUUCAUCCAAACAGCUGUAACACAUUUGUAUACAGCAGCAGUAAAGGAACUAUUCGGCUAUGUGACAUGAGGGCAUCUGCCCUCUGUGAUAGACAUUCUAAAUUGUUUGAAGAACCUGAAGAUCCCAGUAACAGGUCAUUUUUUUCCGAAAUCAUCUCCUCUAUUUCGGAUGUAAAAUUCAGCCAUAGUGGUCGAUAUAUGAUGACUAGAGACUAUUUGUCAGUCAAAAUUUGGGACUUAAAUAUGGAAAACAGGCCUGUGGAAACAUACCAGGUGCAUGAAUACCUCAGAAGUAAACUCUGUUCACUGUAUGAAAAUGACUGCAUAUUUGACAAAUUUGAAUGUUGUUGGAAUGGAUCUGACAGCGUUGUCAUGACUGGAUCUUACAAUAAUUUCUUCAGAAUGUUUGACAGAAACACAAAGCGAGACAUAACCCUAGAAGCAUCGCGGGAAAACAAUAAGCCUCGCACGGUUCUGAAGCCUCGCAAAGUCUGUGCAAGUGGCAAGCGAAAGAAAGAUGAAAUAAGUGUUGACAGCCUAGACUUCAAUAAGAAAAUCCUUCACACAGCCUGGCACCCCAAGGAAAAUAUCAUUGCCGUAGCUACUACAAACAAUCUGUAUAUAUUUCAAGACAAAGUGAAUUAGGGUUGGCAUUCCUAGCAGAAGAACCCACUUCCUGCUUAGUUGAGAUAGUUGAAUCUAGCAUUCGUUCCUAUAAAAGAGAGAGGUCCAUUGUGGCGCCCCUUUCCAGUGUUUGACAGUGUGCCAUUCGACAACACAUUGUUAUAGCUACAUGGAGAAAGCUCUGUGGAUUCAUCACUGUGGUGUUCUCCAUGUCUGCUAGCCAUUUAGGUAAGGGUAGGGCACUUUUAAUUUAAAUGACUUCUUGCACCAUCUUGCCUAAUGGACUAGAUUGGACUGUAUCAACAUUGAUUUACUCCACUUUUUAUGCCUUCCAUUGUGAUGACGUCAAACACAGUGAAAGCCUUCAGUCAUGCUAUGGGAUUUAAUUGUGUAUCCUCAUUACUGUAUCAUUUGUGGGGUACACCCCUUCCCCCUUUUUUUAAAUUAAAUACAGCUCAUUCUUACUGUGGCUUGUAGCAUUCCUCCUCUUCUGGCCUCCUGGACUCCUCCCCUUCAUCUCUCUUACCCUUGCCCCCUCCACCCGGUCUUGGUGGUGGUAUAUUAAAAAAAGAAAGAAUGAAAGCACACAAAAUGAGUCAGUUUGGGGUCAGUGGUAUAAAGGGGGUAUAUGUUGCGAACAAAUGUUUUAAUAACAGUUGGCUGUAAUCACUCCUCGCCAUGUCUGGCACUGAAAAUAAGGAAAAAAAACCUACUACUGAAUAAAAGUGACAAAGAAUGGAGAAUCUGGUUUUCUUUUUCUUUUUAACCUACCUCUUGUAGCCAAUAUUUUGUGUCAUACCUUUGGGCACAGUGAAACAAAAUGGGUUUUCAUUGUUUUAUUGGUAUUUUUGUUAAUUAUUUUUAACAAGUGUUCUUCUACAUGCAGGAGGAGAGGUAUUGGUUCUCUAUGAACAUAUUUUGAAUAUAUAUUGGUUUUAUUAAGGAUUUCACAAUCUAUAAAUGCUACUAGUUGUUUUUUUUCUAUUUACCGUCAUCAUGAGGGUAUUGGAUACGUUGUAUCUCUAUUUAACUCAUUAUCUGUUAAUGAAAUUGUUGUAAAUGGGAACCAAAUUUGUAGAACUUAAUUUCUACUUUUUACAGUGCUUAAUUUCAUUUUUGCCUUACUAGUCAAAGACUUAUACAACAUUUUUAACAAGUUAGAACUUUUUUUGUCAUUCAGUCAUAUAAAAUAGCAGAAAACUAACAUCGUGACGACAAUGCACUAAAUACUUUUUUUGUAUUUUACUGCUAUCAAAUCAGAAUGAAAUAUACUUUACCAUAGAUAUUUUUCUUCUAUUUUUGGUUUUCCAAAGCUAUAUUAAAGACAAAUUUUUAAAGGUACAGCAUUCAAAAAGUGCUUAAUGAACUCCAACAGCUGCCUCAAAAAUCUGUAUAUGAGUACAUUUUCCCUAAGCAGUGAUACAUUAUCCAAAGAUGAAGAGUGCUCCUAUUUUUAAUAGGUAGAAUGUACCUUUGUCAGUCUUGCAGAAGCUUUAAUGGAGAAGAAAUGGACUUUAUUUUUGAAAGGUGAAAUGAACAGGCAUUUAUAUUAUUAGAGAAUGGUAGUUUUAUUUUGGUUGAACGUAAUGUAACAACCUUGAAUUUCAGAGGACUCUGAGUGCUUCUAUGUCCACUACCUAUUGUUCUAUUCUUCAAUAAUGAAAAAUUCAACGAGCCGACCGUGAUUCCAUUACAAAUAUUAUGUCUUGUAAGUUAGCAUUUUUAGCACACAGGAGAAAUUUUAUGUAAUAAAAUUACUGUAUCUCUUGGAUUUAA